This is a messenger RNA of Aspergillus steynii IBT 23096, 825 nucleotides long. RefSeq names its product oxidase ustYa family protein. NCBI's taxonomy places the organism in Eukaryota, Fungi, Ascomycota, Eurotiomycetes, Eurotiales, Aspergillaceae. The transcript is spliced from 4 exons. Gene Ontology annotation, biological process: mycotoxin biosynthetic process. The coding region runs from base 1 to 825 and encodes 274 amino acids. The record is from RefSeq and is a predicted model, not a curated record.
AUGUCAGCGAAGUACGAGCAGUUAGACUCGAGUUCCGACGAGGGAUACAUUCCACCUGAGGAUCUCUUGAUCCUGAUAUCUAGUCUCAAGGCUAGCCAGAGAAAGCAGUCUCGACUGCUGAUAUUCCAAUGGGUUCUUCUAACUCUGAUAUUCCUAACAGCUCUGGGGUUGUUAGUCGCAGCCGGUGUAUUUGUUCACGAUAUUCACCAAUGUCCUCUCCCCUCAGAGAGAGAAUGUCGGGUCCCAGGAGAGAUAUACUCCCCCGCUCAAGACGUCGUCCGAUAUCACAACGUCACCUUCACACGUAGUCUCGAACCUGACUUGACCAAAUACCAAGGACCUCCCAGCGACGAGAACUACGCGGCCUGGGAGGACUUAUACGACUUCUCCCUCAGCAAAAUCCCCCUCUCAUCCGCCGCGCAGCUCGUCGACAAAACCGUCCCGAUCCCCGACUCCCCGGGCGACUAUGCUAUCGCGCUAGAUGUCUUCCACCAACUCCACUGCCUAAACAUGAUCCGCCUCAAGCUCUGGGCCGGCGAAUCCCCCGCGUACAUCAACCACACGCUCGACGCCGAGAUGACCGAGAUGAACCACAUCGACCACUGUCUCGACUCGGUGCGCCAAAGCGUGAUGUGUCACUCGGACAUCGCGCCCAUAACGUGGACGUGGGACGACAGCUCGGGGUCCGCCAAGGGCGUUCUGACGAAUCAUCAUACGUGUCGCGAUUUCGAGGCGAUUCGGACGUGGGCGAUGGAGCAUCAUGCGGAGGCGUUUGAUAAGAGUGUUCGGGUGGAGGAUCCGUUGGAUAACUACCUAGGGAGUUAG